AAUGAUCUCUUCACCAAUUCAAAGCCAAAAAUAUCUAAAAAUGUUUUAUCUUCUAUCAAUUUGCUUCAUUCAAAUUGCUGCCUCCAACAACAACGAAUUGGGCAAAGAAGAAGACAAUGGUUUAGGCUUGAAUGUGGUGAAGAGAGGAGAAGAAACAGGGUGGCCAAUUUCGCCAGAAAUUAUUAUUGUGAUAUUGGUUGUCUUGUUGGCUCUUUGCUUUGUAUUGUUUUGUUACUACUGUAGCAAUUAUAACUUGCAAAAAACUGUUAACUCUUUGCAAAAGGCUGAGCUCGACUCUACAAAUCGUCUUCUUCGUGAACGGAAUGCCAUGAUCUUGACGAUGAUAAAAGAGGAAAUGGCCGAGAGGGAAAAGAAGAAAAGAAAAGCUAAAGAAGAAGAAGAUGAAGUGUAUAAAGUUAAAGAAGAUAAGGAUAAGGAUGAUAAGAGUAAAGAAGAUAAGAAUAAAGAGGGUAAAGAUAAUAGUAGGAUGGCUUUCAUAUAA
Meloidogyne enterolobii is the source of this 502-nucleotide messenger RNA. NCBI's taxonomy places the organism in Eukaryota, Metazoa, Nematoda, Chromadorea, Rhabditida, Meloidogynidae. The record is from the annotation of a GenBank genome assembly.